Molecule: messenger RNA, 3334 nt
Organism: Microtus oregoni (creeping vole)
Lineage: Eukaryota; Metazoa; Chordata; Mammalia; Rodentia; Cricetidae
Product: histone-lysine N-methyltransferase, H3 lysine-36 specific-like
Exons: 6
Source: RefSeq, a predicted model, not a curated record
AUGGAGGAAGUAAAAUGCAGUCUGACAGUUGAGCUCUCUAAGCGCAUUUUGAAAGACAUGGCCCUUAGGUGUCAACCGAAGAAAAGGUCUACACCACUGAAAUAUGAAGUUGGAGAUCUCAUUUGGGCAAAAUUCAAGAGACGCCCAUGGUGGCCCUGCAGGAUUUGUGCUGAUCCAUUGAUUAAUACACACUCAAAAAUGAAAGUCGCCAAUAGGAGGCCCUAUCGAGAAUACUACGUGGAGGCUUUUGGAGAUCCUACUGAAAAAGCCUGGGUGGCUGGAAAAGCAAUCGUCAUGUUUGAAGGCAGGCAUCAAUUUGAAGAACUACCUGUCCUUAGGAGAAGAGGGAAACAGAAAGAAAAAGGAUAUAGGCAUAAGGUUCCUCAGAAAAUUUUGAGCAAAUGGGAAGCCAGCGUUGGUCUUGCUGAGCAAUAUGAUGUUCCCAAAGGAUCUAAGAACCAAAAAUGUGUCACCAGUUCAAUCAAGUUGGACCGUGAAGAAGCUAUGCUAUUUGAGGACUGUACAAAUGACCCUGAAUCAGAACAUGACCUGUUGCUUAAUGGCUGCCUGAAGUCUCUGGCUUUUGAUUCUGAACAUUCUGCAGAUGAAAAGGAAAAGCCCUGUGACAAGUCUCGAGCUAGAAAAAGCUCUGAAAAUAUAAAAAGGACUAGUGUGAAAAAGGGCCUCCUGUCAUUUGAAGCACAUAAAGAGGAACGGAGGGGAAAAAUUCCAGAGAACCUUGGCCUAAACUUCAUCUCUGGUAGUGUGUCUGAUAAACAGGCUUCAAAUGAACUUUCCAGGAUAGCAAACAGCCUCACAGGGUCUAAAACUGCACCAGGAAAUUUCCUCCUUUCUUCAUGUGUGCAGAGCACUGAUAAGGCAGAUUUUGAGACUUCAAAUUGUGAUUCUUUAUCAGGUUUGUCUGAGAGUGCUUUGAUCUCUAAGCAUUGUGUCGAGAAAAAGAAACUCCAGCCAGGCCUGGUGUGCAGCUCAAAAGUACAGCUCUGCUAUAUUGGAGCUGGUGAUGAGGAAAAGCGAACUGAUUCUAUUAGUGUAUGUACCACUUCUGAUGAUGGGAACAGUGAUCUGGAUCCUAUAGAACACAACCCAGAAUUUGAUAACAGUGUCGUAGAAAUUACAGAUGCUUUUGAUAGGACAGAGAGUGCUUUACCCAUGCACAAAAAUGAAACAAAGUAUUCUAAAUAUCCUGCCACAAACAGAGUAAAAGAAAAACAGAAGUCCCUUAUCACUAAUUCACAUACAGAUCUCUUAAUGGAUUCUGCCAAGACAGUGGAACCUGGAACUGCUGAGAUGUCUCAGGUUGAUCGUUCUGAUCUUAAAGUCUGUACUCCUGUUCCUAAACCCCAACCAGAAUUUAGAAAUGACAGUCUUACUCCAAAAUUCAGUGCAUCACCAAGCAUUUGUAGUGAUAACUCCUUGACAAAGGGUGGGGCUCUAAAUCAAACUCUGUUACCUUUAAAAAGCAGACAGCCCAAGUUCCGCAGUAUAAAAUGCAAGCAUAAAGAAAACCCAGCUGAUGCAGAAUCCUCGGCUACAAAUGAGGACCUCAACUUGAAAUGUUGUUCUUCUGAUACCAAAGGCUCUCCUUUGGCCAGCAUAUCCAAAAGUGGGAAAGUAGAGGGCCUAAAACUACUGAAUAAUAUGCAUGAGAAAACCAGAGAUUCAAAUGACAUAGAAACAGCGGUGGUGAAACAUGUUCUGUCAGAGUUGAAGGAACUCUCCUACAGAUCGUUAAGUGAGGAUGUCAGCGACUCUGGAACAUCAAAGUCAUCAAAGCCAUUACUGUUUUCUUCUGCUUCUAGUCAGAAUCAUAUACCUAUUGAACCAGACUACAAAUUUAGUACAUUGCUAAUGAUGCUGAAAGACAUGCACGAUAGUAAGACUAAGGAGCAACGGUUGAUGACUGCUCAAAAUCUGGCUUCCUACCGUACUCCAGAUCGUGGGGACUGUUCUACUAGUAGCCCUGUAGGGACAUCAAAGGUUUUGCUGUUAGGAGGUUCCACACACAAUUCUGAAAAAACUGGAGAUAGUACUCAAGAUGCUGUCCGACUGAAUUCUAGUGAGGGUGACUCUGCCUUGUCUGGAGAAUUGUCUUCUUUGCCUGGCUUAGCUUCUGACAAAAGAGACCCUGCUUGUGGUAGAAGUCGCACAAACUGUAUUCCAAGGCGCAGCUGUGGCCGAGCAAAGCCAUCGUCCAAAUUGAGAGAAGCAGUUUCAGCCCAGAUGGCAAAACCCCCAAUAAACCCAAAAACCUUAAAGACCCAGCGGAAAAGAAAGUUGAAUCGACCUCCAGCCGUGAGCAUUGGCGCUAACCUGCUGGGAGACAAAGAAAGUGCAAGUUUAGUGAAUGGCCCAUCAAGGGGUGGGGCUGAGGAUCCUGGUAAAGAAGAGCCUCUUCAGCAGAUGGGCCAUUUAAGAAAGGAAGAUGGCCAUUUUUCUGAUGUACAUUUUGAUAGCCAGGUUAAACAAUCCGACCCUGAUAAAGUUCUUGAAAAAGACCCUUCUUCUGAGAACAGGAAAGGCCCAGAGCUGGAGUCUGAAAUGAAGGGUGAGAAUGAUGGACCCCAUGGUGUUAAUCAAGUGGUGCCUAAAAAGCGGUGGCAGCGAUUAAACCAAAGGCGCCCUAAGCCUGGAAAACGCACUAAUAGAUUUAGGGAGAAAGAAAACUCUGAGGGUGCCUUUGGAGCCUUGCUUCCUGGUGACUCUGUGCCGAAGGGGCGGGAUGACUAUUUGGAACCACGAGCUCCUCCUACAAGCAUACUUGAGGACUCAGCAGCAGAUCCCAAUCAUGUUGGCCACUCGGAUUCAGUUGGGCCACGCCUAAAUGUUUGUGAUAAAUCCAGUGUUAGCAUGGGUGAUGGGGAAAAAGAGACAGGAAUUCCCAAUUUGACACCACAGACCAAGCUCCCUGAGCCAGCUAUUCGGUCAGAGAAGAAACGUCUUAGGAAGCCAAGCAAGUGGCUUCUGGAAUAUUCAGAAGAAUAUGACCAGAUAUUUGCUCCUAAGAAAAAACAAAAGAAGGUACAGGAACAAGUGCAUAAGGUAAGUUCCCGCUGUGAAGACGAAAGCCUUCUUGCCCGAUGUCGCUCUAGUGCUCAGAACAAGCAGGUGGAUGAGAAUUCUUUGAUUUCAACUAAAGAAGAGCCUCCAGUUCUUGAAAGAGAGGCUCCAUUUUUGGAAGGGCCCUUGGCUCAGUCAGAUCUUGGAGUUGGACAUGCUGAGUUGCCACAGCUGACCUUAUCUGUUCCUGUGGCUCCAGAAGUCUCUCCGCAGCCUGCUCUUGAGUCUGAGGAAUUGCUUGUUAAGACACCAG